Molecule: messenger RNA, 3634 nt
Organism: Neofelis nebulosa (Clouded leopard)
Lineage: Eukaryota; Metazoa; Chordata; Mammalia; Carnivora; Felidae
Gene: POU2AF2
Product: POU class 2 homeobox associating factor 2
Exons: 15
Coding region: 2568-3275 (235 amino acids)
Molecular function (GO): POU domain binding; DNA binding
Source: RefSeq, a predicted model, not a curated record
CCCUGUGUCUCAUCUCGCAAGGGGAAGAGCGACAAGGACAAACCAUAGCCUCAAUACAUCAAAGGCUGGCCAGCUCUACAGCCCAUACAUAAAUCACCAAGUUCAUGGGCACUCCUAGGUGGCUCCGCGACACGGUCAACGUCCUUGGCAGCUCCCAUUCCCUACGAUACUCCGGAGCACCACCUCAGCUCUCCUCAACUGACCUUCAGCCAACCCAGGACCCUGCUGGGCAGACUCAGGAAAGGCUGUGAGAUCCGCACCAAAGGAAGGCCUGAGCAGCCCCUCCAGGCUCUAAUAUAAAUGCAGUGCCUCCAGGCAUUUCUCUGGGAAGAGUUCGGCGAUCUCCUCUAAUCCCCGUGUGUUUCCACAGAAGCUGGGAGGGCACCACCGAGACACAGGGCAAUAAAAGGCCAAAUACCAGGAGGUCCUGGGAGGGGGAAGGAGAGGAGGGCGAGGGCUGCUGCCAGACACCCCUAAAUCCAGUCCCCGGAGAGCCUUGCAGCAGAGGCCGGGGGCUCGAGGCCACGUGCACUUGCUCCGGGGACCUUUCCAAGACGCCGGGCCGGGUCGGUACCGGCACGCAGCAUAGCGGCCGGGUGCACGGGAGCGGAACGCCACAAGUUGUCGCCCGCGUCCCCUCCCGGCUCUGGCGGGGCACCCCCGCGCCACUCCACGCCCACGCCCGGGCCCCACUCCGGCCCCGCCGCGGCCCGGGGAACCCGCAGGACGAAGGCCCCUGUGCCCGGCCCCCGCGACCCUCCCCGCAGCCCUCCGGCCCCACCCAGUCCGGUUCCAGGCCGACCCAAACCACCGUGUCCCCGCUUUGCAGACCGUUAGCAUCCCAACCAUACCUGCGGGUCUGACCACCAACCACUCCACGGACCCGGAGCCGUGGCGGAAGCUCCGCGCGGGGCGCAGGAACCGACCCCCCCCCCUCCAAAAACACCCCACAAAACCCCGCGCAGCGGCCGCGCCUCAGCGUCCAGGUGAGGGGCUGAGCGCCGCAGCCCGCCCUCCUACCUUCCUCAGCGCGGGCCCUGACGACUCGAAGCUGACCCGUCUGCUGGCGAAGUACUGAAGCAAAUGCAUGACCAGACUGAAGGAUGGCUGACUUUCUGUAUCAGUUGCUAUACUCUGAUGUCUUCUAGAAGAGAGGAGAGUGAGACAGGAGGCCACUGGAGUAUCUCCAACAGUGAAUUCCCAGUUUGGAAUGUACCUCUCCUUCACAUAAUCCUGGCAUUCUCAACAUGGGGAAGGAAGCUGACUCCAUCCCAGGCACCAGAGAACACCAUGGCCUCGCUGUGGGGAUCAAGCAAGUCUGCAUGUCAGGGGAUGCACCCCCUCCCUUGCCGGGGAACACCAGCGUAUAUUGGACCCAUCCUAGCCCAUCCAGGAUCCAUUGGUUCAUCUCCUGCUGCAGCAUUCAUAGUUCUAGAGCCUGUACCUUGGAUGCAAAAUUAAUGUGCCGGGAAGAGCAGUAUUGCAAACAAGCCACAUCCCUGCCAGUGCCCAAACAACCCCUGAGCUCAGAAGAGAAGCUGUCUUGGAUAAGGUUGCAGUCUCAGCCAACACCUUGACUGUGGCCGUAUGAGACCCUGAGAAGGAGACCCGCUUCGGCUGUGCCUGGACUCCUGACCCACUUGACAAUUCUGUGCAUUACUCAGUGCUCAUCACAAGAAGUAUAUGUUGUGUUAAGUGUGAAGUGUGUAUCUGAACUCACGGAGUGUUGAAGAGAGUGUCCAGAGGAACCAAGCAACUCCUGGGACCUUUCUCCCAGGAAGAGAAAAAGAGGGAGGAGGAAGAGGCAGAGAAAGGAGCAAGAGGAGCAACAGAAGGAAGAGAGUACGCAAGAGGACGUGAUCUCUUUGGACUUCAUAUUACUGGUCUGUUAAAGGAAGGGAGGGGACCUUGCAAAGGCAUGAACACCAAGAGGCGGGGUUACGGGGCCACCUUCGAGUCUGUCACAAUCAGCUCAAAUCCAGAAGAGAACCACAGAGGAGCUGGGAUCUGCUCUGUGCUUGGCAGGAAGCGCCAGAAGCCGCUCUCACAGGUCCUCGUACAAGAUUCCUAUGUUGGCCUGUUUCUGUUUUUUCAUUUGCUCAGAGGGAGUGGAACAUUGGCCGACUGUAGGAACCGGGCAGCUAUCUGUGAGUCCUGAAAGAGAGAAACAGGGGUAACAAAAUCAAGCCUUCAACAAGCAAAGCCGAUUUCAACCACUGAAGGAGAGAGAGACAGAGUGUGAGCAGGGGAGGGGCAGAGAAAGAAGGAGACGUGAAUCUGAAGCAGACUCUGGGCUCGAGCUGGCAGCACAGAGCCUAAUGCGGGGCUCCAACUCAUGAGCUGCAAGAUCAUGACCUGAGCUGAAGUGAGACACUUAACCGACUGAGCCACCCACGCACCCCUCCAGCUGCUAAUUCUAAGUCACAGGAGACUACAGCAAACGCGUGUAUCAAGGCGUGAGAGUGAAGCACACGGUCAAAGACUUACUGGCGGAAAAACGAUCCAGGCAGACAAGUAACUCAAGAUUUAAUAGCGGAGUCAGCAACUCCCCGUCUCCGUUUGCCCAGAUGCCAGGUUCACCGGUAACGUCAAGUUACUAUGGUGUCAGAAGAUCUUUCCUCUCUGACUCGGAUUUCCACAACACGAAACAGUUUGCAAAUGACGUCUGCACCUCACCGGCGAAGCCCUUUCCCUGUGAGUCCCCCGCAGGGCAGAGCCACCCGGCCCUCCUGGAUUCCUACUUCCCGGAACCCUACGCAGACCACCGGCCCCCGCCGGGCCUGACCCCCAGCGCCAGCUCUCUGUUCAGCGCCUCGCCCCUGCCGCCGCUCCUGCCUCCACCCUUCCCUGGGGACCCCACGCACUUCGUGCUUAGGGACUCAUGGGAGCAAACGGUGCCCGAUGGUCUCAGCCAGGCAGACCCCGUGCCCGCCGAUACCCCGCAGACCUUGCCGCCCAGCACAGGAUGUCUCUCCCUGCUGGAGUCUGGGACCAGCACUCAGCACAGGAGCUCCAGCUGGGGGGCCCCCCUAGCUGGGGCUCAGUCCUACUCCCUGCAUGCACUAGAGGAUCUGUAUCAUGUGCCAGGGUACCCCACCCCACCCCCGUAUCCCUUCACCCCUUUCAUGACCAUGUCCAAUGAUCUACCGCACAAGGCGGUGCCCCUCGCCCCAGAGGAGGGGGUAGACACCCCUUCCCUCCAGGACCCUUCUUCGUGGACCAAAGAAGACGGGAGCAUGGCGUGGGGGUCAUAUGAGUGCCGUAGAGCUUACUGAAGGGAGCACUGAAGGACUUCUGCUGGGCUUUUCUCUCUGGGGUUCUGUAUUUCACGGACCAUUUGCAGUGUGGUAGCUUAUUCAUUCAGAACCAGAUUCUCAGAACAGGCCAUCAGGCUGCCCUUUGUUAACAGACCACGGGAUUCAUCUGUAAUCCUCCCUACCACAGCCCCAUGAAAUACAACGUACGUUAAUUCGGGACAUCAGACCGUAUUCUAGUGAGACACCUGAGAGCGAUGCCUUUUUGGAACUUUAGUAACACCUUACAUUCUGAAUUUCUGUUAUCUUUGAACUAUCAUGUUUAGCGCUCGUAGUUUUCUUAAAUUACAUUAAAAAGUUUAUGCAGAUGGUGAAAUACA